Molecule: messenger RNA, 2824 nt
Organism: Oldenlandia corymbosa var. corymbosa
Lineage: Eukaryota; Viridiplantae; Streptophyta; Magnoliopsida; Gentianales; Rubiaceae
Source: the annotation of a GenBank genome assembly
UUUUGCAUUUAUGACUAAUUUCUUACGCGGCAUGCCUCUUAAUAUACCAACCGCCAAUAUAUAAUGUGAACCCUCUCAAAAUUUCCCCUUUUCGCCAGCAAAUCUUACUCCCAUAAAAUCAUGUCCAUUUUCAUUCCCCCAAUUAACGUUAACUAAGAUUUGCUAAUCACAUUGAUUCCUUAAAAAAUAAAAAAGAGAAGAAAAAAAAAAGUCUUCCAACGUCUAAACUUUCCUCCUUAUCCAGAUUUCAAAUGCGCGAGAGUCGCACAAGAAAAUCAAUAUUACUACUUUUUUACAACCCAAUUGGCAAAACCCCAAAAGAGAUCCUCUUUACCGUUGCAAUUUUCAUUAAUUAAGGACGUUAUUUUUUUCCCUUUCUUUUUUGGUUCCGCAGUUCCACUUGCUUCCAUUAAGAAAAAGAAAAAAGGUUACUUACAAUGCCACUGUACUUAUUAACUAAAAUUGCUUAAAAUAAAAAUUCAAUGAUGACUGGAUUACAAUCAAUUGAUUCUAUUAAUCUUUUUUGACAGCUCAGUUUUCCUCAUCUUACGAUUUCCAAUUUUCCAUACCUAUACCUUCAUUUCUAUAUAUACUCCCUCCAUACUCCUACAUUUGCUCUCCUAUCUCUUCCUAAUUUUCUUCUCACAACUCUGACAUUUCUCCGUUUCUUCUUCCUAUAUUUAUGUGUAGGGAUUUAGGUUCUGUUUGAUCCCAUCUCUUCACCCUCCUCUUCUCCUUUAGUUAAUAAAGACUCGAUUUUUGGUCCAAAUUUUCUAUUGUAGUUUUUUCUUUUAGUUUGUUGUCUGAAAAGGGCCAGAAAGAUGGCUGGUGGUGGUUUUGUGAAUCCCGCGGGGAAUAAAGCGUAUCCAGGGGAACUUACUCUGUAUGUUACUAUAACAUGCAUUGUUGCUGCCAUGGGUGGACUGAUUUUUGGUUAUGAUAUCGGUAUUUCAGGUGGAGUGACUUCCAUGGACUCGUUCUUGAAGAAGUUCUUCCCUACUGUCUUCAGGAAGAAGAACGAUGACACCUCAACCAACCAGUACUGCAAAUUUGACAGUGAAACGUUGACCAUGUUCACGUCUUCUCUGUACUUGGCGGCCCUGUGUUCUUCACUUGUGGCCUCCACGGUUACCAGAGUUUUUGGAAGGAAAUUGUCUAUGCUCUUUGGGGGUUUACUGUUUCUUAUUGGGGCUCUGCUCAAUGGGUUUGCUCAAGCCGUGUGGAUGCUUAUUGUGGGUCGUAUUUUCCUGGGUUUCGGUAUUGGAUUUGCCAACCAGUCUGUGCCAUUGUACCUGUCUGAGAUGGCCCCCUACAAGUACAGAGGUGCGUUGAACAUCGGAUUUCAAUUGUCAAUCACCAUUGGUAUUUUGGUGGCAAAUGUGUUGAAUUACUUUUUUGCCAAAAUCCAUGGUGGUUGGGGAUGGCGUUUGAGUUUGGGAGGUGCCAUGGUUCCUGCCCUGAUCAUUGCUGUUGGAUCAUUGCUCCUUCCUGAGACACCAAACUCAAUGAUUGAGCGCGGUAAGCAAGCUGAAGCCAAAGAAAAGCUAGUUCAAAUCAGGGGUGUUGCCAAUGUUGAUGAGGAAUUCAAUGAUUUGGUUGCUGCUAGUGAGGCAUCAAGGCAAGUUGAACAUCCAUGGAGAAACAUCUUGCAGAGGAAGUACAGACCACAGCUUACAAUGGCCAUUGCCAUUCCAUUCUUCCAACAAUUCACUGGAAUCAACGUGAUCAUGUUCUAUGCACCGGUUCUUUUCCAAACUAUUGGAUUCGGAAGCGAUGCUUCAUUGAUGUCUGCCGUGAUUACCGGUGUUGUGAAUGUGGUUGCAACUGUUGUUUCCAUCUAUGGUGUUGAUAAAUGGGGUAGGAGGAAGCUCUUCCUUGAAGGUGGCACCCAAAUGCUUCUCUGUCAGGUAUACAAAUGUGACCAAAAUUGUUGUUAUAUUGUUACAAUGUAGUUUUAAAAAUGCAACUUUUUUAUUGAUGAGGGAUUUUUUUCUCCUUUGAUUUUGCAGAUUGCUGUUGCAAUUUGCAUUGGGAUCAAGUUUGGGAUCAAUGGAAAUCCAGGCCAUUUGCCCAAAUGGUAUGCUAUUGUUGUAGUGCUGUUUAUCUGCAUUUAUGUAGCUGGAUUUGCCUGGUCUUGGGGACCUCUAGGAUGGCUUGUGCCCAGUGAAAUCUUCCCAUUGGAAAUCAGGUCAGCUGCACAGAGUAUCAAUGUCUCAGUGAACAUGCUUUUCACCUUCUUAGUUGCCCAAGUGUUCCUCAACAUGCUCUGCCACAUGAAGUUUGGGUUGUUCCUCUUCUUCGCCGCCUUUGUGGUGAUAAUGACUGCUUUCAUCUACUUCUUCCUGCCUGAAACUAAGAACAUUCCAAUUGAAGAGAUGACCAUUGUGUGGAAGAGCCAUUGGUACUGGAAGCGAUUCGUUACCGAUGAUGAUUACCCUAAUGGGCAUGCCAAAGAUCUUGAAUUAGCCAAAGGAGCUGUCAAGCAAGUAUAACAAUUUGAGUCCUGAGGCAUCAUCAUUCUCAAAUCAAAUUUGGACAAAAUUUUUAAGUAAUUUUUUAGUCAAAGUUAGGAUAGUAGUUUAAGACUAUCAUUAUACAAUUGAUGAUGGAACUACUGCUCUGUUUUUAAGUUUUAUUAUAUAUAUACUCGAGUCUUCUGCCAGUACAUAUGCACUCUGGAGUCUGGAAUUAUCCAAUUAAGAAAUUUUUACAAUUUCCAAUCCUUAUUUUAUCUUUUCUUAUCAUCAACUUGAUCAUCUUGUCCUAUUAUAAGCAAAUUCUGGUGUCUUUUUUCACAUAUAAAACUUUAUCGCAUCAAAUUUAU